Hibiscus syriacus is the source of this 1143-nucleotide messenger RNA. Its product is annotated as heavy metal-associated isoprenylated plant protein 41-like. Gene Ontology annotation, molecular function: rRNA (uridine-N3-)-methyltransferase activity. The transcript has 5 exons. Bases 239 to 1111 code for a protein of 290 amino acids. The record is from RefSeq and is a predicted model, not a curated record. Gene Ontology annotation, cellular component: cytoplasm. Gene Ontology annotation, biological process: rRNA base methylation. Lineage: Eukaryota; Viridiplantae; Streptophyta; Magnoliopsida; Malvales; Malvaceae.
UUCCUCUUGUUUUCUUCUUCUUCCUGUAAGAUUCAUUGCAAAGGAACUCAACUCCAAAAACUUCGUGAUGAAGAAAUCCAAGCAGAGUUCACUCUACACUUUACCCUUUCCCCUCUAAUCAUAUGCAAUACUGUUCAAAACAAGAAAAGGCAGGGAUUAUAGGUAAGUUAAAAGAGUGAAGGCAGGGUCUAGCCUAUCAGUGUUUAUGAAAUCGAAAAGGAGUGGCCUUUGAAGUCUGAUGGCAACCAGAGAGCCGAUGAACGAGAAGUGGAUCACUCACUAUUCAUCAAACCAUCAAAUACUUUUAGUUGGUGAAGGGGAUUUCUCUUUCUCUUUGAGUUUGGCCAAUGCUUUCGCCUCUGCCUCCAACAUUUGUGCUACUUCUCUAGACUCCUAUGAUGAUUUGAAGAAGUACAAGAAUGCAGCGUCGAAUUUGGAGAAACUUAGUAGGCUUGGGGCAACCCUGCUACAUAGAGUGAAUGUAGCCACAAUGAAGCUUCAUCCUGUCUUAGCCAACCGAAAGUUCGAUCGAAUCAUCUUCAACUUUCCACAUGCUGGAUUUAAAGGAAAGGAAGAUAAUCCCGAUAUGAUUGGAUACAGGAAACAUAGGGAUCUUGUACAGCAUUUCUUUUGGAAUGCACGGCGCAUGCUACGAGUUGAUGGCGAAAUUCAUGUAAACCAUAAAACCGGCCCUCCAUAUUGCCUAUGGAAUCUUAAGGAAUUAGCUGAUGCAAGCUUUCUGGCAUUGAUUCAGUGUGUAGAUUUUAACAUAGAAGAUUAUCCAGGUUAUCGAAACAAGAGAGGGGAUGGUCCGAAUUGCGAUGCACCCUUUCGUCUCGGUAAGAGCUGUACCUUAAAAUUUGGCGUUUGCCCUCGAGCUGAGAAAGCGGCUAAAGCAACCAGAAGGCCAAUGCAGCCAACUUCUGGUUUCAACUAUCCUCAGAGGAACCUUGUUGUGAAUCACAUCCCAUCGAAUCAUGGGUGGCCCCCUACCAUCCCCAGUGGGAAUCAAUUCUCCGAGGUCCUCGAUAGAAACUUGCUUUUGGUCCGAAAAUAUGGGCGGGAUAGUAAUGGUGUGGAAACUAAUAGAGGACGCAUUCUCCGUCUGUAAUUACUAGAAUCAUUUGAUUUUUUUUUGUUUGU